AUGAAAGAUGAAGCAUGGGUGUUGGGAAUAGAGAAGCUAUUUGAAGUCUUUUCCUGCACAGAAGUUCAGAACGUGCAAUUGGCUGCCUUUACUCUUGAGGAUGAGGCACGCAGAUGGUGGAUGCUUACAAGAACUGUACAUCAAGGGUUGACAUGGGACAGAUUCUUAGAAUUGUUUUAUGACAAGUACUUCCCUCAAAGCAUGCGGGAUAAGAAGGUAACAGAGUUCGAAACUCUCAGGCAAGGGAACAAAACCAUUGCGGAAUACGAAGCCCAAUUUGCAGAAUUAGCUCGGUUUGCACCCCAUAUGGUGGAUACGGAUUAUAAGAAGGCGCGCAAAUUUGAAGGGGGAUUACGAAGUGCUAUCCUGGAUAAGGUCAACAUGUUGAAGCUACCUACUUACGUUGAUGUGUUGGAGAGAGCCGUUAUAGCAGAAGGAAAUCUCGCUACUCAGAGCCGAAUCUCAUAA
Molecule: messenger RNA, 468 nt
Organism: Camellia sinensis
Lineage: Eukaryota; Viridiplantae; Streptophyta; Magnoliopsida; Ericales; Theaceae
Source: RefSeq, a predicted model, not a curated record